Messenger RNA from Camelina sativa (false flax), 2195 nucleotides. The record is from RefSeq and is a predicted model, not a curated record. Lineage: Eukaryota; Viridiplantae; Streptophyta; Magnoliopsida; Brassicales; Brassicaceae.
GUCCUGAAGGCUCUUCCAAGCCAUUGUGAGCAAAAAAAUUUGGUCGAGAUUUUUUUGCAAAUAUUACAAAAGGGAAACAAUUAGAUUCCUCUUUCUGCAAUACAUACACCUCACUGGGGGUACUAUAACAAUGGCGUGAAGAGAUUCUCAUCUUCGUCCUGAAGAUUUUUUCUAUUAUUAUAUCAAUUUAUUUAUUUGUAAUUUGGGGGAGGAGGAAAAAAAUGGAGUGUGUUGGGGUUAGGAAUUUCGCAGCAAUGGCGGUUUCAACGUUUCCGUCGUGGAGUACUUCUCCAAGGAAAUCCCCGGUGGUUAAUAAGAGUUACAGCUUUAGGAAUAUUCGUUUCAGGUUGUGUUGUAGUAGUCUCAGAGCUAGCGGCGGCGGAAGCAGCUCCGGGAGUGAGAGUUGCGUGGCGGUGAGAGAGGAUUUCGCCGACGAAGAAGAUUUCGUGAAAGCUGGUGGUUCUGAGAUCGUGUUCGUUCAAAUGCAGCAGAACAAAGACAUGGAUGACCAACAGUCCAAGCUUGUUGAUAAGUUACCUCCUAUAUCAGUCGGCGAUGGUGCUCUGGACCUAGUGGUUAUUGGUUGUGGUCCUGCUGGUUUAGCCUUGGCUGCGGAAUCAGCUAAGCUAGGACUUAAAGUUGGACUCAUUGGUCCAGAUCUUCCUUUCACUAACAAUUACGGUGUUUGGGAAGAUGAAUUCAAUGAUCUUGGGUUGCAAAAAUGUAUUGAGCAUGUUUGGAGAGAUACUCUUGUGUAUCUGGAUGAUGACAAUCCUAUUACCAUUGGCCGUGCUUAUGGAAGGGUUAGUCGACGUUUACUCCACGAGGAGCUCUUGAGGAGGUGUGUGGACUCAGGUGUCUCGUACCUUAGCUCCAAAGUUGACAGCAUAACAGAAGCUUCUAAUGGUCUUAGACUUGUUGCCUGUGAAGGCAAUGCCGUCAUUCCAUGCAGGCUUGCCACUGUUGCUUCUGGAGCAGCUUCGGGAAAGCUCUUGCAAUACGAAGUUGGGGGACCUAGAGUGUGUGUCCAAACUGCCUACGGCGUGGAAGUUGAGGUGGAAAACAGUCCAUAUGAUCCAGAGCAGAUGGUUUUCAUGGAUUACAGAGAUUAUACAAACGAGAAAGUUCGGAGCUUAGAAGCUGACUACCCAACGUUUCUGUACGCCAUGCCUAUGACAAAGACAAGAGUAUUCUUUGAGGAGACAUGCUUGGCCUCGAAAGAUGUUAUGCCCUUUGAUUUGUUAAAAAAGAAGCUCAUGUUACGAUUAGAUACCCUUGGAAUUCGAGUUCUAAAAACUUACGAAGAGGAAUGGUCCUAUAUCCCUGUUGGUGGUUCCUUGCCUGACACCGAACAAAAGAAUCUCGCCUUUGGUGCUGCCGCUAGCAUGGUACAUCCUGCAACAGGCUAUUCAGUUGUGAGAUCUUUGUCCGAAGCUCCUAAUUACGCAUCAGUCAUCGCGGAGAUACUUAAACAAGAGUCUACUACUUCCUUAACCAAACACACCAACAGCAAUAUUUCAAGACAAGCUUGGGAUACUUUAUGGCCACCAGAGAGGAAACGACAAAGAGCAUUCUUUCUCUUUGGCCUUGCGCUCAUAGUUCAGUUCGAUAUUGAAGGCAUUAGAAGCUUCUUCGAAACUUUCUUCCGCCUUCCAAAAUGGAUGUGGCGAGGGUUUUUAGGAUCAACAUUAACAUCAGGAGAUCUCGUUCUGUUUGCUUUGUACAUGUUCGUCAUUGCACCAAACAAAUUGAGAAAAGGUCUCAUCAAUCACCUCAUCUCUGAUCCAACCGGAGCAACCAUGAUUCGAACCUAUCUCAGAAUAUGAUUCUCUUAUCAACUCGUAGGUUUGUGUGUGUAUAUAUAUAUAUAUGGUUUAUCUUAUCUGAAUAAUCGAUCGAAGAAUGAUAUGUGGGUUACUAGGAAGUUGGAAAGAAUCGUGUAUAGAAGAAUCUAAGGAGUGAUCGAAAUGGAAAUGGAAAAGAACAAAAUCAGUCUAUGUUUUGUGGUAAGCGACUGAGAAUUGAGAUAGAGAGAAAGACAUUUUGUGAAAUGUGAGUCUUGAUCAUUGUUUAUGAAAAACUCAUUUUUUUCUCAUUAGGAGUUUAGAUUCUUCAAACAUAUGUAUUCUCUCAAUCGCUAAUCAUCUACAAUGCUUAAAUUACAAGUGUAAUGUUCAAAGGCAUGUUUCAACCCA